Cotesia glomerata is the source of this 2984-nucleotide messenger RNA. Its product is annotated as calcium release-activated calcium channel protein 1-like. The record is from RefSeq and is a predicted model, not a curated record. The transcript has 3 exons. NCBI's taxonomy places the organism in Eukaryota, Metazoa, Arthropoda, Insecta, Hymenoptera, Braconidae. The coding region runs from base 887 to 2032 and encodes 381 amino acids. Gene Ontology annotation, molecular function: store-operated calcium channel activity. Gene Ontology annotation, biological process: store-operated calcium entry. Gene Ontology annotation, cellular component: membrane.
CUAGACAUACAAUCUUUAUAAUGUUAAUGUAUCAAAUAAAUAGACUGUUCAUGCCGAUAAUUCAGUAUUGCAUCAUAAUACUAAUUCUAUCAAACAUAUGAAAGUUGAAUAUUCUACGCCUACAAUAAAUUUCAUACUUGAAUUAUUGUAUCAUAAAUUUUCCUGUUUUUCUUCUUAAAAAACGUUACAAUAAUAUUUCUUCACCUUAUCGAAUUUUGAUAUCAUUUUUUUCAAAUACCUGAGAAGAAAUUUAGCAGGUAAAAAUGUCUUGCAUCACCUAUUCUGCAAAUCGCUUAAGAUCGUUGGCUACAAGUAUAGUAAGAAUAUAUGAGCAAGGAAAACGCUCACUUAGAAAUUGUACAUAUAGCCGGUUAUUAUGCGGCUGAUAUGACUCCAAGGCAAUUAAUGCUAUUGUUAUGAUUUCCUCUGGGUAGGGAGUACAGUGUGUUACUUUUUAUGCUGCCCACAUGACAGUAAGCAUUGAGAGUGAGUGCGGAGACUCAAAAUUCAGUUACCGGUCAACAUUCUGCAGUACUGCUAUCGUUAUCUUUAAAUAGACAGCAUUGCUUAAGUGUCACAAUGAAUUGUUUGUCUUAUUGUGAUAAGUGGCUGUAUUUUAUAAAUUUAAUAGCCCAGAUUUUAAUAAGUGAUUACAAAUUUAUGUGCAAAUGAAUUAUUUUAUUUAAUAGAGCGAAUGUGAUUUGAAAUCUUAUCUCACAGAGAUUUAUAAAACAGUCGAUCUUGUUAUCUAUCAUAUCAAAUACUUUAAAAAUAUAACAGAAGGAUUUAUGUUUAAAAAAAGAGAAAAAAAAUAAUUAUCAAUUAAAGUUAACAAGGUUUACGAUUAUACGAUGAGAUAUUAACAAUACAUAAAAUAAUAAUUACAAUGUCGAGUGACCAUUCGAGUAAUUACUUAAGUAAUAAAGAUCUAACGAGUACCGUUGAGAUGAGUCCGAAUAAUUCCGAGACUGGAAUAGUAAUAAGUAGUAGUGAUAAACGAGGACGUAUUAAUGAAGAAACAGUCAGUGGUAAAUGCAGUAAGUCAACACAAAUCGAUUUUUGGCAGAUGAAUUGGAGACAAACGCCAAGUUAUAAUCAAGUGUCGAGAAAUAGGCCACUUUCAGCUGGAUUUUUAUCUAAAUCACACUUAUACAGCAAUUCUAAUUGCUCUAUUGGCAAUAGUUCCAAAAGUUUAUUGUAUUCUUCCCAAAGUGAAGUUACUUUGUCGCCAUUAAAGUCUCCGAAAGUUGGUAAUAAUAAUAAUUCCGGUAAAUUUGUUGCAAUAGAUAUUGCUAAAAUAUCUAAUUCACCUUUCACUACUACUUCGUCAUACUCAACCAAUAAUUUGUCUGCUAAUCAUUCUUAUUGUGCUAAUUGCUGUAAUUGUAAUUAUAAUAAUGGAAUGUCUAGUCAUUCACCGAACUUACAACAAAAUGAAUCAGAAGGUCCUCAAGGGUUGUCGUGGCGAAGACUUCAUAUGAGUCGAGCUAAACUAAAAGCAACUGCUACUACUUCAGAAUUACUCAGUGGAUUUGCUAUGGUAGCAAUGGUUGAACUUCAAAUAAACGAACCAACAGAAGUACCUGAAUGGCUUUUUGUAAUGUUCGCUGUCUGCACAACAGUAUUAGUAUCCGUACAUAUUUUUGCAUUAAUGAUAAGCACUUAUUUAUUACCAAAUAUUGAAGCUAUUAGUAAACUUCAAAUAUCACGUUUAAUAACCGAGUCACCUCAUGAACGAAUGAGAGGUUUUAUUGAAUUAGCCUGGGCAUUUUCAACGGUCCUUGGACUAUUUCUAUUUCUCGUUGAAAUUGCAAUAUUGUGCUGGGUUAAAUUUUGGGAUUAUUCAUUUAUGGCCGCGAUGGCUAGCACCAUUAUUGUAAUUCCUGUAUUAAUUGUAUUUGUUGCGUUUGCCGUACAUUUUUAUCACUCAUUAGUUGUUUUCAAGUGCGAAGCGUCUGUGACUGAUAUGGAAGAACUAGAGAGUAUUAAAAAACAUUUAGAUAAUGUUGCUGUUAAUCAAAGUUCUGUUUGAUUAAUUUAAUAAGUAUAAUUAAAGAUUUACAGAAGAUAAAAAACAAUUUCAAACAAAUAAGUAUAUUGAGUCACUUUAAAUUGUUUAUAAUUCCAAACAAAACUUUGAAAAACUCGGUUCGACCUUCAUUUAAUAAUGUAAAUUAAUUAAAUAAUUCAUAAAAAAUCAUAUUGUUUGAAAGUGCGCUUUUCUCCUCAAUUUCUUAAACAAUUAAUUAUUAUAGCUUAAUUUGUUUCAUAUUAAUUUAAUUAUGACUAAUUUGAUAAUUAAUAUAAUUAUGACAGUAAGAAAAUAUAAGACAAGGAUAUUAGAUGUUAACAAUACAUGAUUCGCGUUGAAACGUGAACGUGAUUUAUUUGUUCUUUUUUUUAUAUAUAAAAAAAAUGUACAUGGCUGUAAACAUGCAAUUUUUGAGUUGCAACAGCACAAGCAAGUGCCCUUACAGUAGUUAUUAAUUAAUAAUUAUAAUUUAAUAAUAAUUAAUUAUAUUAUUGUUAACGAUGUAUUCGUUCAAUGGUUUUUAUUAUUUUUUUUUUUUUCUAUUUUGUCUUUGUUCAUAACUCUUUAAUUUUUACUCGGUUUACGAUUUAAUAUAAAGCAAUAAAAUCAAACUUUUAUAUUUUUUAAUUAGUUUAAUAAUUUUUAUAUAUUAUAAGUAGUGGAUAUUUUAAAUAUACCCAAAUUAUAAUAGAUUUUUAUUUUAUACUGAUCUUAUUCAAUAUAAUACUAUUACAGUGUUUAUGAGAUUGUUAAAUGGUAAAUUUUGUGGUAAACCGAGAAAAUUUAUAGAUCCUAAAGUAAUCAAUACUGUGUACAAAGAAUAAUUAUUACAUAGUUUUAGUUGUAUAAAAAUGAUAUUCUGUGGCAACGAAAUUUUUUUAAUUACAAAAAUUUAUUUUUAACGAUGUAAUUUAGUGAUUCACGUACAACAAAUUUUAUUUAAUGAUAAAUA